This is a messenger RNA of Onthophagus taurus, 9190 nucleotides long. It is a transcript of the gene Ten-a, whose product is annotated as Teneurin-a transmembrane protein. Gene Ontology annotation, biological process: motor neuron axon guidance. The record is from RefSeq and is a predicted model, not a curated record. Lineage: Eukaryota; Metazoa; Arthropoda; Insecta; Coleoptera; Scarabaeidae.
UGCAAUCAUUCGCGUCCGAGCUAGAGAGCUCAACAAACGUCGGAUCGGUCGACUAUGGAACGGUUUGAACAUUACUUAUCGGAACGAAAACGUGUCUUUACAAGUUCGCGUUAACUUUGCACGAAAAACCAACAAACAGUUUUCAUCAAAAUUUUAGUUUUUAAUUAUCUUACUCAAAACAUUAAUUUUUAUGCAAAUCAAAAAUUAGUGACUUUAUAAAAUAAAGUAAUAUGUGAGUGAAUUAUUUUUUGGUUGAUAGUGUUUUUUGAGUGGUAAUUUUGGAAGUUGGGUUUUUCCAAAAAAUAAAAUAAUGGACUCAUACGGGCAUAGACCGCCUCCUCUACCUCGGAGGGUGAGGAAUAUUUACGCGGAACCCUUUACUCACGAACCAAGAUUGACUCAAGGUAUGCAACAAAGUCAGUUAUCACAACAAAUUCCAGCAGGAGGUGGACCACUUCAAGGUCCAGGACAACCACCUCCUCAACAAACACCUUUGGUGAUGCCAGUUUUUCCCUUGAGACCCGCCCAAUCAUCACACGCUCCACAUUAUUCGCCAUAUUCACCGUCCAGGUUUCAUAUUGACAAGAGAUGCCAACACAGGUGCUCUUGGAAAUGUUUCAGUAUAGCAUUGAUACUGUUGAGCGUGGCACUAACUGCAAUGUUAGCUUAUUUCGCAGCUGUCAGCUCUAUGAAACCCAGCAUGGAUUCUUCAAAUUGUAUUAUUGUUGGGGAUGAAAAAGAUGUUACACAUGACCAAAUGACUCAAGGAUCUGUUUCAACACAACAACCAACAGAAGAGCGCUAUAUUUCAGAAUCACUUCCAACAAGUACAGCAGAACAUUCCAGUGUAACAACCCAACAUAUAUCACUGCAACAACCGCAACAGCAAAGUCAACAACAAGCGCAAUGGCCACCUCUAUUAGAAUUACGCGAAUUAAAUACGGUUCAUGCCGCGACGAUUCCUCCCUAUCAAUUUUGGAAUUCGGAAUUUCGUAAUAAACAACCCGCUUUUAUUCGGUUCAACUUUACGCUUCCGUGGGGCGCGAAUUUCGCGGUUUACGGAAGAAGAAACGUUGCCCCCAGCGUAACCCAGUACGAUUUCGUCGAGUUCGUUAAGGGAGGUCGCGUUGAUCAUCGACUAAGAAAACGUAGGGAGGUGAAAAUGCCAAAGAAAUCAGAUGUUUUGGAUACGAUUGUUAGUUCCUAUGAAUCCGCCAGAAGAAUUAUGGCGGAUUCUCAACCGAAAGGUCCGUUUUAUGUUCCACCAGAGAAAGUUGUAAAAGAUUUAAACGAUUUAAGUAAUGUAAAAGGUUCAAAAGAUGAUGAACGUUUUUAUGAUGGUUAUUAUUCUUCUUCAUUUGAUGACGGUGGUUUUGAAUUACCAAAACCGACCAUUGAUCUUGGCUUUGAAUUUGAUGAACAUGUUAUUUCAAAACGAGAAAGUGAUAUGGAACCAAUGUUGGUAAAUGUGAGCUUGUUACAAUAUUUAGAUACAGGGAGAUGGUUUUUAUCGGUUUAUAACGACGAAUUACAACCUCACAGCGUUUCUUUGGUAAUUUCGGAAGCUGAAGGAGUUAGUACGACUUGUCCAAAUGAUUGUUCCGGAAGAGGAUCUUGUUAUUUAGGAAAAUGUGAUUGUAUCGAUGGAUUUCAAGGGGUUGAUUGCUCUAAAAGUAUUUGUCCAGUUCUUUGUUCGGGACAUGGCCAAUACGGUGGCGGUUUGUGUCAUUGCGAGGAAGGUUGGAAAGGGCCUGAAUGUGAUAUUCCAGAAACAGAUUGUCGCAUUGCUGAUUGUUCGGGUCACGGUCAAUGUGUAAGAGGUUCGUGCCGAUGUAAAGCCGGAUGGAAGGGAGAAGUUUGCGAUGAAGUAGAUUGCGAAGAUCCCACUUGUUCCGAUCAUGGAACGUGCGUUCAAGGCCAAUGUUACUGUAAGGCUGGGUGGCAAGGUGAAAGAUGUAAUCGAAUCGACGAACAAGUUCAUAAGUGCUUACCUAGUUGUUCCGAUCAUGGUGUUUAUGAUUUAGAAACAGCUAAGUGUAUUUGUAAUCGGCAUUGGACUGGGCCGGAUUGUUCUCAAGCUUUGUGUAAUUUGGAUUGUGGCCAACAUGGUAAAUGUGAUUCUGGAAAAUGUCGAUGUGAUCCCGGAUGGACAGGGUCCAAAUGUGAACAACUUCCAUGUGACCCACGUUGCCAAGAACAUGGUCAAUGUAGAAAUGGAACUUGCGUGUGUUCUCAAGGAUGGAACGGAAGACAUUGUACUUUACCUGGUUGUGAAAAUGGAUGUUCCGGUCACGGCCAAUGUACCAUGGAAGAUGGAAUUUAUCUUUGCGUUUGUAUUGAAGGUUGGGCAGGAUCAGAUUGUAGCAUUCCACUCGAAAUGAAAUGUAAUGAUGAUGUUGAUAACGACCACGAUGGAAUGAUUGAUUGUUCCGAUAGCGAAUGUUGUUCGCAUCCAUUUUGCGCCGAUCACAUAAUGUGUUUGGCAAGUAACGAUCCGGUUGAAGUUCUUUUAAGAAAACAACCCCCAUCGGUAACCGCAUCGUUUUAUCAAAGGGUCAAGUUUCUGAUUGAAGAAAACUCGGUGCAAUCGUACGCACACAUGGACGAGUACACCGAAAGCGAGUUCUGGAAUUCCUUUACACCGCGCCGCGUUGCCGUUAUGAGGGGCCAGGUUGUUACUCCCCAAGGACUUGGAAUCGUUGGAAUCAGAGUUUCUGUCGACAGGGAAUCUAGAUUUGGAUUUACAUUAACAAGACAGGGUGGAUGGUUCGACGUGCUGGUGAACGGCGGCGGGGCUGUUACAUUGCAGUUCCAGAGGUCACCUUUUAAACCCCUCACGAGGACAGUGUUCGUGCCUUGGAACCAAAUCGUCGUUUUACCACCGGUACAUAUGCAACUCAGCGAAGAACACGAAUCCACUAGGAUACACACUAGAAAUCCUGCAAUAAACUUCCCCGGUGUAACUCGUUCAUUAUUCACAUUGAGUGGAGAUUUACCGGAAACAUGUUCAACUCACGAUCCGGAGAUUUUAAAACCGGUAAUAACCGGAACUUGGAUGCCAGAAGCGGUCGGCGGUUUAGCCGGUCAAAGUGUGAUCUUUUCCGAAACUCAAAUCGUCCAAGAAUCGAUACCGAUCCCAGGUUCCGAUCUCCAUCUAAUGUACCAAAGCUCCCAAGCUACUGGCUAUUUAAGCACGAUCCACAUGAAACUCACCGGACACGUUAUACCGAAGACUUUAACUCACGUCUACGUUAGAGUUGAGGUCGAAGGUUCGCUUCACGUGAAAACCUACGAAGCCGAUCCGGAUUUAAAACACACAUUCGCAUGGAACAAACGAAACGUUUACAAACAAAAAGUUUACGGGAUUGCUUUGGCAAAAAUUUCUAUCGGUUAUCAACACACAACGUGUUUAGAUCCAGUUUGGGAAACACAAACUGCCAGAUUGAAAGGAUUCGAAGUUGAUAUUUCGGAUAUUGGUGGGUGGGGGCUCGAUAUCCAUCAUCAUUAUAACUUCCACGAAGGAAUUUUACAAAAAGGGGAUGGUUCUACGCUUCAUCUCAAAGAAUAUCCACGAACUGUUAAUGUUGUGAUGGGAACGGGAUUGCAAAGAACUUUGGAUUGUCCUGGACAAUGUGGAGGACCAGCUAAAGAUGCUAAAUUAUUAACCCCUGGAUCAUUAGCAAGUGGCCCAGAUGGAAGUAUUUAUGUAGGCGAUUUUAAUUUAGUUAGAAGGAUUACACCAGAAGGAAAUGUUUAUACAGUGCUGCAACUAAGAGCCACCCAAGUCGCUUAUCAAUAUUAUUUAACUAUAUCACCAGCUGAUGGUCAUUUAUACGUUUCCGAUCCAGAAAAACACCAAAUUUUAAAGGUUAUCUCUUUGGAACCUGUCCAAGAUCCAAGUAUUAAUAGCGAACCUGUUGUUGGAAAUGGUGAAAGAUGCAUUCCAGGAGAUGACAGCAACUGCGGUGAUGAAGGCUCGGCGAAACACGCGAGAUUAUCUCAUCCAAAAGGAAUAGCAAUAGCAGCUGAUAAAACCAUGUACAUAGCUGAUGGAACAAACAUUCGAGCUGUUGACCCAAGAGGAUUUAUUCACACAUUAAUAGGAAGUCAUGGCCAUCACAAUCAUUGGUCUCCAAUUCCAUGUAAAGGGGCUAUUCCCGCCUCGAAAGCUCAAUUACAAUGGCCAACUGGAAUUUCUUUGAGUCCAUUAGAUGGUUCGCUCCACUUCAUUGAUGAUCGACUCGUUUUGAAAUUAACCGCCGAUAUGAAAUUGAAAGUCGUGGCUGGAACUCCUCUUCAUUGUCACUCAACGGAAACAAAUUCAACGAGUUUGCCGCUUCCUGAAGAUAUAUUAGGGACGGUUUUAGCAUUGGCUUUUUCACCAAAUGGUGAUCUUUACAUAGCUGAGGCUGAUACAAGAAGAGUUAAUUAUAUAAGAAUGAUUGAUUCUUCUGGACAAAUAACACAUUUUGCUGGAAAAACUCAAGAGAAAAUGAAAAAUAAUUGCGAUUGCAACACAAGUAUCACCACAGCUAAUCCAAGAAAAAUGCAAGAAAUGCCUACAGCGUGUAUUUGCGGAGCUGAUGUAACAACAAGUAACGCAGAAACUUUGUUAUCAUCGAACGCAAAGUUUCAAGCGAUUUCUGCAUUAACCGUUUCACCUGGUGGAGUUCUUCACGUUGCCGAUCAAGGAUCUUUACACAUUUUAGCUUUAGAACAUUAUUUACCAUCUCACGAUGAAAACGGGGAAUUUCAUAUACCUUAUCCAGCAACGGAAGAAGUAUACGUUUUCAAUCGAUACGGGCAACACGUCGCCACGAAAGAUUUAGCAUCGGGAAAAACGAGAUACUCAUUUUUAUACUCAAAAAAUACUAGUUUUGGAAAAUUAUCCACAGUUACUGAUAGCUCGGGAAAUAAAAUACAAUUCUUAAGAGAUUACAGCAACGCUGUUAGUUCUAUCGAGAAUACGCAAGAUCAUAAAUCUGAGUUGAAAAUUUCUGGUGUUGGAUAUUUGGUGAAAUUGAGCGAAAAGGGGAGGUCGGAAAUUGAGUUGGAUUAUGAUAUGAAUAGUGGAUUAUUAACAAGUAGAUCAGGGGGUGGUGAAACUUAUAUGUAUCAAUAUGACGGUCUUGGAAGAACAACAGCAGUGAUUUUACCAAGUGGAGAAGUUCUUAAUUUAAAAUCAGAUUUAGCAGAAAAUGGAGGAUUAGUUGUAACAACAUCGAAACCACCAACAGAAAUUUGCGUAACCGGAAAAACUAAUAAAAAAGCCAUCAUAACCGAUAAAUCAGAACACUCAGAAAUUUUAACCUUAAUGAACUCAACAUUAAUCGUAAACACAGCUUCAGGAGGUUCAAUUGUGGUGUCAGCGAUAGCCCGUCAUCCUCUUCUUGAAGCAGCACUCCCCGUCGAAGCUGAAAUGCUCCCAGUUUGGUCGGAACAAAUAACUACGUUUGGAGAUGGCGUCCAAAACUUUAUGUCCACCACGUUUAGUUUGGUGGGUGAUGUAAGAAAUCCUCAACAAACUCUUAAUAGAGAAAUUAUCGUAAACAACACUAAAGUUCUUGGAGUUGAAUUCGAUCAAUUUACAAGUCGUGAAAUCUUCUAUGACAAAGAAAAGCAACCUUUACUUUCGAUAACUUAUGAUCCCGCGGGUUUACCUUUGUCUUAUACACCUGGUGGAGGAGCCGAAGCUUUGAAUAUUUCUUACGAUGGUUUUAAUAGGAUAGAUGGAUGGAAAUGGGGCGUUUCUGAGUUAAAAUAUAGUUAUGAUCGGCAUGGUUUAUUAUCGGAAAUAACAAGUUCGCAAGAUGGAACACAAAUGUUUUUCUACAACGAUUGGAAUAUGAUCUCAAAAAUAACUUUGGCGAGUCAAAGAAAUUUCUUAUUGAGUUACGACGAUGAUGGUGGUUUAAGACAUAUUACUUUACCAAGUGGGACGAAACAUUCUUUCAGUGUCCAACCAUCAAUUGGAUUUAUUAGAGCCACUUACACACCACCUGGAAGCAUAAAAGCUUAUUUACAACAUUUUUCACAUUCAGGUGAACUAUUACAAACAGUAUAUCCCGGAGAAGGGGCUCGAGUCGUUUAUAGAUACUCCAAAAAUAACCGCUUAAUAGAAAUCGUUCACGGAGAUGGCAAAACUAUUUAUCAUUACUCAGAAACAACAGGAAUGCCAAGCCAAGUUCUUCAUACUGAGCAAGAUUUAGAAUAUCGUUGGGAUUACCAAUACAUCGGUGGUUUAUUAGUUGAAGAAAGAAUCGAUUUUGGUGCUAAAACAGGUCUUAGCAACGCUAAAUUCACUUACGAUUACGAUAGCAAUUAUCGGCUAAUUAAUAUCCAAGGAAGAAUCGGUGGCCAAAACCUUCAACAAUACAAUUUAGGUUACAACGUAAAAACGGGAGCUUUAGAACUAAUUUGGCCCUUUAAAAUAACGAAACCAAAACAUAACGAGACUCACGUUUACGACGGAACCGCAUUAUUCUCAAGAACCGUCGAUCCCCGCUACUUAGAAACACAAGUUGCUUUAACCAUCCAUGGAAUGGAAGUUUUUCGGAUGGAAUUUAGCCAUGAAAUGCAUGGAAGAAUCUCGCAAACUAGAACUUACACAAGAAAUGUGGGUGUUAAUACUUACACGAAUAUUAAAAAUUAUACUUGGGAUUGCGAUGGUCAACUUCUCGGUGUUGAAGCGCAAGAACCAUGGGGAUUUAGAUACGAUGAAAAUGGAAAUAUGUUAUCGUUGACUUAUCGAGGGAAUAUUAUCCCAAUGGAAUAUAAUACAAUGGAUAGGAUUAUUAAGUUUGGUGAAGGACAAUAUAAAUAUGAUACUCGUGGAUUGGUCGUACAAAAUGCAAGAGAAGAAAAGUUUCAUUAUAACUCAAAAGGAUUAUUAGUUAGAGCUACUAAAAGAGGACGAUUUGAUAUAAGAUACUUUUACGACCACGCUGAUCGAUUAUCAACUCGUAAAGAUAACUUUGGCAACGUCACCCAAUUCUUUUAUAACAACCAAGAUCGACCAAACGAAGUUAGCCAAAUAUAUUCACCAAGAGACGGGAAGUUAAUGUCUUUAGUUUACGACGAUCGCGGUCAUUUAAUCUACGCCCAAGUUUAUAGACAUAAAUAUUACGUGGCGACGGACCAAUGCGGAACUCCCGUCAUGAUUUUCAAUCAAUAUGGGGAAGGAAUCCGUGAAAUAAUGAGAUCGCCUUAUGGUCAUAUAGUUUACGACUCAAAUCCUUAUUUAUAUUUACCAGUUGAUUUUUGCGGAGGUUUGUUAGACCAAGUCACAUCACUUGUACAUAUGCCUAACGGAAAAGUUUAUGAUCCUUUAACGGGGCAAUGGAUGUCACCACUUUGGGAAAAUGUUUUAGAAAGAGUUGCAACACCAACACAGUUACAUCUUUAUAGAUUAAAUGGAAAUGAUCCUAUUAAUGUUCAAAUUAAUCGAGAAAGACCAAAAGAUCAUCUAGAUUGGUUAAACAGAAUGGGUUAUAACCUAAAGAAUUUAGCACCUCAACUCUUCCCGAACGAACUCCCAAGCGGAAAAAUGCCACCAUCUUUGACACAUCCAACAAUUUUCUGGCAACCAAUAAAAGAAACGAUGACCAGUCAACUUACAAUGCAACUAGUAACCAGUGUUCAAUCAGGUUUUCUAGCUCAUAUUCUUUCAAGAAGAUCAACAGACGCUCACAGUUUAUCAGCACCUUCUAAAUCAGCUUUAAAAACCGACGUUAUGGAUUUAAUUCCAAAGAAAAUCGGUGCAGCUUCCGAUCCACCAUUUGGAAAAGGAAUUUUAGUAUCAAGAAGCCAACAAGGAAGAGCAAUCGUAUCAAGUGUUCCAGCAGCAAAUGCAAUUUACCGAGACGUUUACACAUCAGUUUUUAACCGCUCUUAUUUACUUCCGUUUACUUUUGUUAUUCAUAACGCUCAACAAGAUGGUUUUUAUUUCGUUAAAGAAGAAACAUGGAAAGCUAAUGAUGAUAAAGGACAAUUAAAGCGACUUCAAGGUCAAGUAAACACAACGUUCCACGAAAUUGCUCGUGAAAAUGGAAGUGGAAAUAAUUACUUCGAUGUAAAAAUACACGGUUUAAACGCAGUGAUUAAUUUGAGGUAUGGAACCACAAUGGAAAAGGAAAAACAAAGACUUCUUCAUCACGCUAAGUUAUCGGCAAUUAGAAAAGCUUGGCAUAAAGAAAAAGAAGCUCUAAAGAAUGGGUUUACGGGGUCAACAGAUUGGACGGCAGCGGAAAUUGAUGAAAUCAUGAAAAUGGGUUAUGUUACAUCGUAUGAAGGUGAAUACAUCCAUGAUGUUCAACUUUAUCCGGAAUUGGCGGAAGAUCCGUAUAACGUUAGAUUUCAAAAGAAACAAAUAGAAACGUCAAAACGAAAACGGAAGAAAAGGGAUUUAAAAUUAUGUGAAAAAUGGUGGUUUACUUUUACUAAUAUCUGCUAGUGCAAUCCCAUCCAAAAAGUAAAAAAAAAGUUAAUAUAAAAAGAAUUAAAAUUAAUGAUGACGCGAAAAAUCGAAAUUAUCCAUAAAGAAUAAAAAGAUUAAAUAAGUAAGUAAAAAGUAACAUCAACAAAGAAAAAUCACCGUAAAUCAAUGGACUCGAUCAUUUCGAAUUGAAAGUUUAAAAAAAAAUUAAGAAAUAGAGGUGAAAAUAUUUCAAUUAACUAAGUGUGAUGUACCAAGAAGUAAGCUUAAUUUAAAAAAUGAAGAAAAAAUAAUGAAACAAAGAUAAAGGUGAGAAAAAAAGACCGUGUACGUUUUAUACCAAAGUCUAUUUGUGUAAUGUAAUUUCAAAGAUGCCAAAAUGUAUAUUAUUUAUUUACGUUAACUAUAAUAAUAACUAUAAAAAUAUAUGUAUGUAUGUGAUUAUCGUGCGAAUUUGUUGAUUAAUUCUCAACAGAAAUCAUCAUCUUUACAAUUUUUUUUAUGUUCCUCUCAUUACAUUUUUCCGACUGAACCUAAAAAAAAUGUUUUUUCUUUUGCGAAUCAAUCAGCAAUUUACGCCCCUUUGUAAAUAUUCGCAAAUUAAUAUAUAAAUAUAUUUAGGAGAAGAAGGUAGGGGUUUUUUGGAGUGCAUUUUUUAGACGGACAACGAGGUAAUAAGGUAUUCAUUAGAAUUUUUUUUUUUUGAACGAAAAUUUUGGAUAAGACAUUUUUUCGAAAACUAUGUAGGAAAUUUUA